AGAUUCGUCCUGCCGCACUGCUACUCCGAAGAACGAAGAAGCUGCUCUCCACUCUUCUCUUCCAUUCUCGAGUGGAAAAAAAUUCCGGAAAUUUAAUCCUUGCAAUUUCCUGCAAAAAUUUUCCACCGAGAUCAAAUCGAAGAAGAAGAGAAAAAUGUCCGAAGACAGGAAUUCGGAUCAGUUGAGCAGCGAAGAGGAAGAGGAAGUUGAAAACGGCGCCGUCGGAGUUGACUCCGACGAGGAGGAGGAGGUGGAUGUACCGAGUGGUGACGAUGAGGACGAUGAAGAAUACGAUGACCAAGAGGAUGAUGAGGAUCUGUCAACAUCAAGGCUAGUUCGGCCAAUUCCUGAUGAAGAUGCAGACAAUUCUAGUGAUUUUGAACCUGAAGAGAAUUCCAAAGAUGAUGAAGACGAAGAUGAAGAAGAAGAAGAGGAUGAUGAUGAUGAAGGAGAUGUAGUGGUUCCACCGAAGGGGAAAAACUCUUCUGCGGGAAAGGUUAAUGGCCCACCAAAGAGGAAAAGGGAGUAUAUAUAUGUGGAAUAUAUUAAUGCUAAAAAUUGCAAGCCAAAAGAGAAAAAAAACUCCGUAUUAUAUUAUAUUAAAUCAAAAUGGAUGGCGUGGUUGUCCCUUACUACACUUACGAGCCAGCAAAUGACCCGUCAUUUUUGGAAGGGUUUUUUUAGGGGAAUUGUUCGCGCGAUUUGCUGGAUUUGGGGCUGUUUCUUCGUGCACUCGCGGCAAUUGGUCUGUUUGCAGGCUGAAUUGCCGCUUGUUGAGAGUCCCCUCCCUCCAUUAAUCUAUAAUCUACUGUCUGGCGAUCUUGAAUUUUCUGAUGAUGUAAUCCAGUUUCGGAAAGAGCUGGUUGAGUUAGAUAAGGAAGUUUCCGAAUAGAAGAAAGCGGCUAAGGAAUCUAUCUCCAAUUUCAGAACGUGUGUCGCUCAGUAUUUGGUGGUACUCAUUUUCAUCGCUUCAUCCGCUAUUACCCACACAUGUUCUGAAAUUGGAGAUAGAUUCCUUAGCCGCUUUCUUCCAUUCGUGAACUUCCUUAUCUAACUUAGCCAGCUCUUUCCGAAACUAGAUUACAUCGUCAGAAAAUUCGAGAUCGCUAGACAGUAGAUUAAUGAAGGGAGGAGACUCCCAACAAGCGGCAAUUCGGCCUGCAAACAGACCAAUUGCCGCGAGUCCACGAAGAAACAGGCCCCAGAUCCAGCAAAUCCCGCGAACAAUUCCUCGAAAAAAACCCUUCCAAAAAUGACGGGCCAUUUGCUGGCUCGUAAGUGUAGUAAGGGACAACCACGCCAUCCAUUUUUAUUUAAUAUAAUAUAAUACGGAGUAUUUUUUUUCUUUUGAUUGCAAUUUUUAGCAUUAAUAUAUUCCACAUAUAUAUGGCCCACCAAAAUUUAAAACGCUCAAGGUAAUAUGACAUUUAAAAUGCCUUUGAUUUUAAACGCGAUAGAUUCCUCUGCUUAUUGCACGCAUUUCACCUUGCAUCCGUCUGGAUGGAUGCGCAC
This is a messenger RNA of Cuscuta campestris, 1512 nucleotides long. The record is from the annotation of a GenBank genome assembly. NCBI's taxonomy places the organism in Eukaryota, Viridiplantae, Streptophyta, Magnoliopsida, Solanales, Convolvulaceae.